AAUACUUGCCGCGAGUGGUAUCUGUUCUUGUAUUGAUUUCAUCUCCAUGUUCUUCGAACUUAUCUGUUGCCGCUAAUAAAUAAACCGACUAACGACGGAGCAAAUCCGGGGCAAAGCACGGCGACCCGGCAUGGCCAACUACUACAUAAGUUUACCUUUGAAACCACUUCCAAAGUUUCGUUUCUUCUAUUCCGAUAUUAUUUCACUUGAUUUCUGACAAGGCCAUCACCGAGCGAGAGACAAGAAAGCAUAAUUGCCUGGGAAUUUGGGCAGCUUACUCCUUGCCCACCGGCUUCACACUACACCACACAAGACUGCAGAUAUCUAGCAAUUAUGGCGAAAAGUCAAGUCGAGAGCGAUAAAACAGUUUGCAAUCACGAAACAAGCACCAUGGUAAGCUUCGAUGGUGCCGUUCAAGGCAAUUUCAUCGGUGAAGAGGAUUCGACUAUCGACAAGCAGGGAGACUCAUCCGCAGGUGAAACGAACUCUAACGAUGUCAAGGCUACAAACUUGAGCAAAGAUGUCGAGAAGAGUACCAUAACAACUCCUACACCGAACCCGAAUAUCGUCGACUGGUCUGGUCCCAAAGACCCUGAAAAUCCACGCAACUGGUCCAAAGCCUACAAGUUGACCAACGUAAUAGUCAUCAGCCUCUCCGUCCUAUACACCAAUCUCGCAACCACCAUGUUCGCGCCCGGCGCCGCAAUAAUGCAGCGCGAAUUCGGCUUCAGGAGCAGUACUGUUGAAGUCCUGACCAUCACCAUGGCAUCACUCGGCUUUGCCCUCGGCCAGUUAUUCAUACCCCCUAUGUCUGAGGUCUUUGGCCGCAUGCCCAUCUACCGCACAAGCUCUGUCUUCUACAUGGGGUUUACGGCUGGUUGUGCGCGCAGCACUAAUGUUGCCGAGUUUCUGGUCUUUCGUCUGUUGACUGGCAUGGCUGCUGCGUCGUAUAUGUCGACGGGUGGCGGUACGGUCGCUGACCUUUUGCCAAAGGAGGAGAGGGGUGUUGCUAUGGCUAUUUUCACUGCUGGACCGCUCUUUGGUCCUGUCCUUGGUCCUAUUGUGGGAGGAUUUGUUGUUGAGAAUCUCGGAUGGAGAUGGUGCUUUUAUCUGAUUCUGAUGCUUGCUGGCGCAGUCACCCUAAUCACCUUUUUAUUCAUGCACGAGACGAGCUCUAUCAACAUACUGAAGUCCAAGACCGCUAGACUUCGUAAAGAGACAGGCAAUCCGAACCUCUGCGCCGCCGGCGAUGAGCAGACCCCAAUCAAGCAGCUUGUGCUACACGCCCUGACCCGACCCAUGAAAUUCCUCUCCACAUCGCCCAUCGUCGCUCUAAUCUCACUCUACAUCGCCUUCAACUUCGGCGUAACAAUGCUCCUCUUCGCCACAUUUCCAACCGUUUACGAGAACACUUAUCAUUGGAGCGUCAGUGUCUCCGGCCUGGCAUACAUCGGUGUCGGCAUCGGCUGCGCCAUAGGUGUCAUCACCUUUGCCAAGCUCAGCGAUCGUCUGCUAAAGGCUGAAGGGGGAAGCUACCGCGCAGAACGGCGCCUGAUCAUGAUGAUGUUUGUCUCCCCAAUGUUCCCAAUUGGCCUGUUCAUCUACGGUUGGACCACUGAGUACAAGGUACACUGGGUCGUGCCCAUCAUCGGCACCGCUAUCUGUGGACCCGGGGCCGUGAUAAUCAAUUCGUCGUCGCAGACGUACAUCAUCGACAUCUUUGGGCCUCAAGCAGCGGCAUCUGCGCUUGCGGCGAUUACACUGCUUCGCAAUCUGACGGGAGCUUUUCUGCCGCUUGCCGCACCGACACUCUAUGCUGACCUGGGUCUGGGCUGGGGAAAUAGUGUGUUGGCCUUCAUCACUGUUGGUUUUAUACCUGUGCCAAUUUACUUUUACUUGCGAGGCGAAUCCCUUCGGAAAGGGUUCCCUGUCGAAAUCUGA
Molecule: messenger RNA, 1941 nt
Organism: Fusarium redolens
Lineage: Eukaryota; Fungi; Ascomycota; Sordariomycetes; Hypocreales; Nectriaceae
Product: major facilitator superfamily domain-containing protein
Exons: 3
Coding region: 334-1941 (535 amino acids)
Biological process (GO): transmembrane transport
Molecular function (GO): transmembrane transporter activity
Source: RefSeq, a predicted model, not a curated record